Molecule: messenger RNA, 3629 nt
Organism: Poecilia reticulata (guppy)
Lineage: Eukaryota; Metazoa; Chordata; Actinopteri; Cyprinodontiformes; Poeciliidae
Source: RefSeq, a predicted model, not a curated record
UACCUCAGAAACGAACAUAAUAGGAGGGUCAUUUAAAUAGCAGCUGAAGACAUUCUUAUUUAAGUCACUCUCUUUGCCUUUAAUUUACGUUUUGCUUAAUCAUGAUUGGAUCUUUGCGAAGAACUGUGAAAAUUUUAACUGUGAAAAAGGUUUGCAGCAAAAUGCUGCAAAAGUGCAUUUGGGUUAUGCAACGAUCAAAGCACCCUGCAAACCCAUUUCUGAAUGGCUCAGAAAAAGAGAAGGCAUUCAGUCUUAAAUUUGAUUGAGGUGCUGUGGUAGAACCGCAAACUGGUAAUGCAUACUUCAAAACUAACAAUGAGGAAAGCAAUUCUGCAAAGAAAGUGGACCAAAAUUCCCGCACACCAAUGACAGUUGUUGAAAGUUUAGGAGCCAAUUAUUUUUCACACAAGGUGGUUCAGGUAAUUAUCUUCCUGUGAAAAUGAAAUGAUGAUUUGAAACUUGCUUAUUUUAUCUGCGUAGCUAUUUUUUUUUUUUGGAAUUAAAAUGCGUGUGAUGAUUUAAAACAAAAAACUUGGGAAAAAAGCAAAAACAGCAUCUCUUUCUCACAAUACGAAUAGGAUUCAAUUUAAGUGAAAACUGCUGUUUUAGUAGGCUUUCAUGGGUAGAUACUUUAUUACCAAGGUACAAAUCAUCAGUACACCGGUAAAGUGUACUAUCUACUUAUGAUAAAAAGCCCUGUCAACAGUGUGUUGCCCUGACUUUUCCCAGGUUUUUCACCAUCUGAUUGUUUCAGAAUGUGACCAGUGUCCUAUAACUUUCAAAACGCAAACAUUCCCACAUUAAUGAUGGCUUCUAUACCUGCUAAGUUCUGUGGAUGAGUCAUUACAUUUUGGGGUAAUGUUUUUAAUUACAGAAAUAGGAACCAAUAUCCGUGCCUUUGAAACACAAUAAUAGCUCAUGAUUACUGUGGGUCUAUUGACUUAAAUGUAAUUCCAUAUAUAUACAGCGUAUUAAGCUAUGUUCAUACAGAUAUUCUAAAAUGACUGCAGUACCUUUUGGUUUGACAGGUGAUAAGUAGUUUCUCAAAAGCAAAACUAUAAAUCUUUCUUGCUGAUGGAAAAUGGCACCGAUCUUGUCAUUGUGCUUUUCAGACGCUAGAUGGCUUUCUGUUUGUUGUUGCAUCUGAUGGGAAAAUCAUGUACAUCUCCGAAACAGCAUCUGUCCACCUCGGCUUGUCACAGGUUGAGCUAACAGGAAACAGUAUAUUUGAAUACAUCCACCCAUCAGACUAUGACGAGAUGACAACAGUACUAAGUUUUCAACAGCCACCUUACCAUCACUUCUGCCCAGAAUACGAAGUUGAACGAUCCUUCUUUUUGAGGAUGAAAUGUGUCCUUGCCAAAAGGAAUGCAGGAUUGACAUGUGGGGGUUAUAAGGUGAUCCAUUGCAGUGGCUACCUAAAACUCAAUCUACACAGGACAGAGAUGACACUGUAUGAAUGCUGUUAUCAGAUUGUGGGUUUGGUGGGAGUCGGCCAUUCCCUGCCCCCCAGUGGGAUCACUGAGAUCAAACUUCACAGCAACAUGUUUAUGUUUCGGGCAAACCUGGACUUAAAACUCAUCUUUUUGGACAUGAGCGUUGCUGAGCUGACAGGCUUUGAACCUCAAGAUCUUAUUGAGAAAACCCUCUACCACCAUGUUCACACAUGUGAUGUUCUACACCUACGCUAUGCACACCAUUUAUUACUUAUUAAAGGACAAGUGACAACCAAGUAUUACCGCAUGUUAGUAAAACAUGGAGGCUGGGUGUGGGUGCAAAGCUAUGCAACCAUUGUCCACAACAGCCACUCUUCCAGACCUCACUGCGUGGUUAGUGUGAACUACGUUCUCACAGACACUGAGUGCAAGGAACUACAGUUAUCUGAAGACCAAGUUGCCAAGCUUACUUCACAGUUUGUCUUGAGUCAGGACAACCACAAACAGCUGAGAACUAAAGACGUAAAGCAGAGGGCCAAACUCAGAUCAGCUCCAUACACCUAGAACCUGGGCCGUCAGCAGAUGUAGGUACUUAGAAGAUUAUCUCAGUAGUAGAUAAUCAGCCUGCUCUGUUGUCUGAAGGACAAGUCAAAGGAUCAUUGCAGACUUCUCUACAGCACGUUUGUCUACCCAGACGUAGACAAACGGUUUUUGUCUACGUCACUGACUCUGUUUAUGGAGAAAACAAAUAAUUUAAGGCUUAGAGUCAAACAGAAUAGUGGACUUUGAGAUGGUCUGACCCAAAGCUGCUUUUAUCUCAGUGUGAAGUUUGAUAUCAAAUAAGCAUCCUAUUGCAUCAUUUAUACUCUGCCAGUUUCCAUGGUGCUGGAGAAAAACUGUUCUGUACAGAAGGAAGUGCUCUACAGCCAGCAAUGGAAAGAGAACACAUCGGUUCAUCUGCUAUUAUCAGAAAUGAUCCACCAGGGCAGAUGGUCAUUUUGUAAUUCUUCAGAACAGAACUGUGGAAUGCAUGUUUACAUACAUUUAAUUUCUUGGGUUUCAAGGAAAAUAAAAUGCAGGGUCUACAUAUCUGUCUACGUGUUGAUCCAGAAUAAAUAAAUUGUUUUAGUGGGUAGUGAGAAUAUUUUAGUGUUUAAAGCGGUUCAGCAUGUUACUACAUCAUCUUACUUUAAAUAAAUUACUACUUUAUAAUACACUGCAAGUAAAAGGCAAUAUGAAAAUUCACAGAAUACAAGCAAAGUACAGAAUCUGAAAACAAUUACAUGACAUUUAGUUAAAAGGAGCAAAAUAUGAAUAUAAAACUCUAAAAGCUAAGAUUGUCAUCAUAUAUCUGGCCCGACAUACUGCAGGAUUCUAGUGGUUGGAAAAAGGAAUCAGCUCUGCUAAAAUAGUUGAACAGCUGGUUAGCACCGGGAUCAUGUUCAGGUUUGACUAAGGUUGCAAUACAACAAAGUGCUAGGAGUUAUAGCGCUAAUUACUCAAAAAGUUAUUGAGAGCAAAAAGGCUAAGCUUAUGUAAAUCCAGUGUGAGGAAUAACAAACCACAGGUCAAAGUACACCCUGGUGGACUCGCAAAAUAGUUCCACAAAAGAUGUCGUGUCCCCAUCUUUGGGUCAGUUUUUGACAUUUCAAAAAAAAAAACACCAUGAAUAAAACCUCACAUUUUAUACCUUGCAAACAAGCUACCCGGGUGUGUUGAUCCAAAAAAAUAAAGUUAUCUAAUUAAGUUAAAAGAAUCUUCACCUAUUUUGGAUAAGUGUUGUUUUACCAGGCAACUUACAUAAUACAAUGUUCAUGCUUGUACGUCAACAUAUUGAAAUAGAUCGUUUAUGAUAUUCUCUGGCUGCUGUGUAAUAAAUAUUCACCUAAGUCUUUAAAGGUUUGUGUUCCUUUUGAUGUUCAGUGUUCAAAAUAAAAGCUUUUGAAUAGACUUCAAAAAUAUGUAGCAUACAUGUUUUAUUGAGAUUCAAACACUGUUAAAGACCCAGAAACUAUGAAGAACACAGACAUAUCCGGGCAUGGAGGAAAAAAUAAUAUACAUGAAGGUUUCAUGUUGAUUCUGCCAUGUCACUGCAAUUCUUCAGUGUCUUUAAGUGUAAGAAGGACAAUUUAUGACUGCAACUAAACUCAAAACUGUAAAAAAACAACAACCCCCCCACACCCCCAAAAAAAC